Molecule: messenger RNA, 3711 nt
Organism: Closterium sp. Naga37s-1
Lineage: Eukaryota; Viridiplantae; Streptophyta; Zygnematophyceae; Desmidiales; Closteriaceae
Source: the annotation of a GenBank genome assembly
AUGGCCACUGCUGUAGCUGCUACAACCACUACAUCAGCUACGGCUGCUACAGCUGCCACCAUGGGGGCAGCAGCGCCAGGAACUGCAGCAGAAAAAGCAGAAGCAGAAGCAGCAGUGGCACGUGCAUGUGUGGGAGAGGGGUCGGACAAGGGCCAUGAGAUGGCUCUGGAUGGGCUGGCGCACCUGGCUCUGCUCACCAACACCAUCAUGGCUGCAGGUGGGUGUCUGUCUGUGGACAGGGGGCCAUGUGUGGGAGAGGGGUCGGACAAGGGGCAUGAGAUGGCUCUGGAUGGGCUGGCACACCUGGCGCUGCUCACCAACACCAUCAUGGCUGCAGCCCCGGUGGUGGAUCACCAUUGCACGAGUCUGUUCAAGUGGUUGCAUCUUGAACCAGAGGAGGAGGAGGACGAGAAGGACAAGGCAGGUAGCAGCAGGAGAGCGGGGAGAGGAGGACGUGGGGGGGGGGGCAGCAGGAGCAAGGGACAACACAGGAAGGGGAACGGGGAGAAAGAGGGGAAUGAGGCGAAAGAGGGGAAUGAGGAGAAAGAGGGGAAUGAGGCGAAAGAGGGGAAUGAGGAGAAAGAGGGGAAUGAGGCGAAAGAGGGGAAAGAAGGGUAUGGAGGUAAGAAAGACGAGGAUGAAGAGACGGGAGUUGAAGGGGAGGAGCGGGAGGGAGAGAAGGCGGGGUGUGAAGAAGGGGAGGAGGGAAGUGAUGGGUUUGAGUGGGAGGGGGUGCAAGAGGGCACAGGUCCAAUUGGCAGUGGAGAACAUAAGCUGGGAGAGGUGUCUACUCUGCAGGCCAUGCCUGUGAGUAUUCAAGAGGCUAUGGUUCGAUUCGGUGGGAUGGGGGGGGCUGGGGAGGAGGUGGGGGGUGGGGGGCGAGGAGGAAAGAGAGGGGGACGAGGAGGAGGAGGAGGAGGAGGGGGAGGGGAAGGAAGGGGAGGGGGGAGGAGGGGAGGACGGAUGAUGUUUCCAAUGCAUGGUUUUGGGGGUGGUAAUGGGAAUGAUGAGAGUGAGGAGGAGGAGGACGAGGAUGAGGAGGAGGAUGAGUGGGAAGAAGUGGAGGAGAGUGAUGUGGGAGGGGCUGAAGGUGGGCUAGAGAUUCCCCCGGAGCUGUUUCAAGCACUCAUGGCGGAGGGAAUCACACCUGCAGAGAUGGUGGCAGAGUUACGAGAGCUAGAAGAAGAGUUUGGUGCGGAGGAUGAGGAGGAAGAGGAGGAGGAGGAGGAUGAGGAUCGGGUGGACAUGGGCACGGAUUCUAGCUGGAGUGUGCUGCUGGGGUUGCUGUCUCGGCCGGUUGUUGCUGCUGAUCCCUUUGCUGUUCUGCUCUCGCUCAUUCAGUCCAAGCAGCCCCGCCCCUCUGCUGCCAUGACACAAGCCAUCCUCCUUGUCUCUUUCUGUGUGGCCGUCACACAAUCCCUCGCCGCCCUCCGCCCCUCCUCUCUCUCCGCCUCCAACCCCUCCUCCCGUGCCUCCUCCUCCUCCCGUGCCUCUGUCCCUUUCCUGGGGAUGUUUCCUCGACCCAACCCUAUCUCUGCCGCUGCUGCCGCCGCCGCUGCUGCCACUGCUGCUUCCGAACCUGCGGGCGAGGAGUGGGCUGAUCCUAUCAAAUCAUCAACUGUUGUCUUCCUCGCCACUCUACUCGCUCCCUCCCCUCUCCAUUCUAGGCCUCACGCUUCUGAGGCGCCUCCCCAUCUUGUUCUUGCUGUACCAGCAACCCGACUCUCCUCCUCCUCCCAUCUGCUCAUCUCAGGCCCGCAAUUGCUGCUCGCUGAUUGGCUGCGCCGCUCCCUCGCCCUUCCCUCCGUGACCUCUGUGCUUCGCCUAAUGGCCUCUGCCAACAGUGAAGCAUCAUCCUGCCAGCCGUGGCACCUCAGCCGCAUGUUUGCAUCGUGGAACUUACCAUCGGACCCACCCCGGCUGGUCAGAGCGCCCACCCAGCCAUCCUUCCACCCAUUGCCGGAGAUUUACCAGGACCUGCUGCUAUCCACGAUGAACAAGGCAUGCAGGAACUGUGGCCAGAAACCCCCCAACCCCGCUGUCUGCCUGUGCUGUGGCGAAUUGCUCUGUUACAACUCCUCCUGCUGCCGCCCAGACGGCCGUGGGGAGUGCUACAGACAUGCACUGAGAGAGAAUGGGGGCACAGGCCUGUUCCUGGUGAUGCAAUCAACGCAGUUGGUGUUGAUACACGGCGUGCACAUAUGUGCCGGUCUCUCCAUCUAUCUCGACUCACAUGGAGAGGAUGAUGCCUUCAUGCGGCGUGGUCGGCCGCUGUACCUUAGCCAUUCCCGCCUUGCAGAGCUUUCUCGUCCGGAGGGCAAAUUUAUCUACCACUGUUCAGGCUCGAGCAGAACCGCGUUUCCGAUCAGCAGAAGUCGUUCCGUAAGGAUUAACGCAGCAGCAGGUGGAUCCGGUAAGGGAUUUGGGUCUGGCCCGUCGAAGGGUAGCAAGGGUAGCAAGACUUCUGGGGGGACCAAGAAACCGCGUGAAAAUGGGUCGAAAUCAUCAGGACCGUCCGCCGUCGUGCCAGAAGAUCCGAAGAUCACGCGUCUCGUGCAGAAAUUGGAGGAGAAGUCCUCCUCCAACGAAGCGCCGACACGCGGCCAUCCCCUGGUCGACCAGCGCGCAGCAGCAAAAGGCCGCGUAGACUUCGUCCGGGUGGAAGGUUGGGAGGCCGCAGGUUCGGCAGCAUCGGAAUUAGGUCCGGACGAAAUCGGCAAUCUCAAGGUGAAAAGCUUCACUCCCGGCACCACUUCUCAAGGCUACGAGGCUCGGGCCGAAGCUGACCAGCAGCCUCGGCAGCAACUGGCUGAAGGAGAUGCACCCGCGCCGCAGGUAGGCCUGUACGAGCGCCUGGUGAGGCACCUGCAGGUUCUCGAGUCGCAGGGGAAGCUCUCUGUUGCGCGGGCAAAAGGCGAGCCGCCGCUGCCGUCGUUCGAUCGGUGGAGGUUCGGAGCGAAGAGGUUCGGGCAAUACCUAGUUGAUCAGAUGCACGUGCACGAGGCUCUUGAUAGGUCUGUGCUACAAGCCCUUGACGGGAAAACCGGCGGGGAUUCUGGCGGCAAUGGUGGGAAUGAUAUGUCAGGAGCCACGAGGGUUUUAAGCCUGGUGGGUCCAGCAAUGGGGCUGUCGCGAAGCGAGGCUUUAAGGAGCGAUAUCGCAGCUCUUUCUAAUGUGGGUGCCACCACGGGCAAAACAGCAGCAGGAUCAGAAGCGGCAAGAGCAGAAGCAGCAGGAGCAGGAAGGGAGGCAACUGCAGGAGAAACAGUAGUACCUGGAUCUGCCACCACGGAGACCAUAGCCUACGUGCGAAUGAUCGAGCAACUGGGCCAGAAAGCAUCAGCCUCAACCAGCGGUGGUGCUGCCUCAGCGGCCAUUUCCCCUGCUGACGCUGCUCGCCUCCGGCUCUUCUCCCACACGUUCACUCUACUGGUCACGCACCUAACCAACGGCAUGCGCAUCGGAGCUAAGGCAGUGGAGUGCCUGCCCUCCUUGCGUGCAGCCAAGGCUGUAAGCUUCUUUCAGGAGUAUCCUGAGAUUGUAGGGGACCCUAUGAAGGCGUUCAGGGCUGCUGUGGAUGAGGCGGGGAAGGGGAUGAGUGAGGGGGAGGUGGAACUGGUGGAGGGCGAACUGGGCCCUGCUAUGGUGAAAGCUAGUCUGUUGUUGAAAGUGUUGGCUGUAGAGGAGAGGGAGGUGGUCAGUGCACCCUAG